UUUACAUACCUACAUACAUCACGAUAAUACAAUCAAAGAAUGAUAAGUGUGCGGGGUAUUCGAAAUAUAAGGACAUCCGAACAAUGUUUAUUUCAUCGAGUUCCGAUAUGGCGAGUCACACAGGUUGUCUAAUUUUGACCUUAAUUUUCCUAAUGGAAAUGGUGUCACCAUCCAUCUCCAAGGUUGCAUCCUCAGAACAAGAAAAAUCAACCUAUAAAUUUUCUCUGGAAGCGGAAGAUUUCGAUAAGGAGUUGGCCGAAAUUUCUCUAGGAGAGUUCAUAGAAGCCCUACAGGAAAUUAUUUUACUGCUUCAGCCAGAAUUGAAUGCAAUUUUUGAAAAAAGCACAUCAAUUCCUCGUUUCAGAAAAGCAAAUGAGGGAGAAAAAGCUAUCAGAUGCGUAUCGAAAUUAUUUAAUUUAAUUAAGGGCAUUAUAAGUACUCUGUUUCCUAAAUAAAUUCAAUAAAUAAAGGCA
Molecule: messenger RNA, 473 nt
Organism: Coccinella septempunctata (seven-spotted ladybird)
Lineage: Eukaryota; Metazoa; Arthropoda; Insecta; Coleoptera; Coccinellidae
Exons: 2
Coding region: 84-455 (123 amino acids)
Source: RefSeq, a predicted model, not a curated record